AUGGCUAACCCGGAGCAGACGCUACGUCAAUUAGCAACCCAAGAUGUUGCUCAAACUCCAAUCUGCAUCAGGUAUCCGACAGGUGAUCAAAAUUUUGUGCUCAAGACUGGCUUGAUCCAUCUCUUACCCACCUUUCACGGGUUAGAGAAUGAGGACCCUCAUAAGCAUUUAAAACAAUUUCACAUAGUUUGUCUUAGCUUGAAACCGUCUGAAGUUUCGGAGGACCUUGUAAAGUUAAAGGCAUUCCCUUUUUCUUUACAGGACCGUGCUACAGAUUGGUUAUACUCGUUACCGCCCGAUUCGGUAGCGACAUGGAACCAAAUGGCGAGGUUAUUUUUAGACAAAUUCUUUCCCGCCUCCCGAGCCGCUAACCUUCGUAGAGAGAUCUGUAGUAUUAAGCAACGAGAUGUUGAGACUCUCCAUGAAUAUUGGGAGAGAUUCAAACAUCUCUGUGUGAGUUGUCCACAACAUGGAAUCUCGGAUCAAUUGCUUUUGCAAUAUUUCUAUGAGGGCCUCCUCCCGAUGGAUAGGAAAAUGAUUGAUGCCGCAAGUGGUGGUGCCAUGUUUAACAAGACCCCUACUGAGGUUAGAGCUCUAAUCACCACUAUGGCUGAAAAUUCCCAACACUUUGGAAAAGAACAGGUGAAAGCUUGCGGAAUUUGUUUAGCAACAAGCCAUCCAACUGAUGYGUGCCCACAACUUCAAGAAGAUGUGUUGGUGACGGCUGAAGAUGUGAAUGCAAUAGGAGGAUUUCAAGGUCAGCCACAACAACAAAGGUAUUUCAAUAACAAUUUUGGCAACCAAAGACCUCCUCAAUUUCARAAUUUUGUKCAAAGGCCGCAGCAACAACAACAGUUUCAGCAAAGAGCACCCUUCAAUCCAAAUCAAGCUACUUAUAGUAGCUCAGGUAUGUCUCUCGAAGAUAUGGUCAAAACUUUAACUGCUAACACUAUUCAAUUUCAAYAGAAAACGGAAGCAAGUAUUCAAAACUUGGGAGCUCAAAUGACACAACUUGCUACGUCCGUGAGUCGAUUGGAGUCUCAAGGAAAAUUGCCUUCUCAAAUGGAGACGAACCCAAAGCAAAAUGUAAGUGCAAUUACCUUGAGGAGUGGAAAAGAGCUAGAAGAACCAAAGUUGACWAAGAGUAGAGAAGUGGAGAAAGAGAAAGAGGUAAGUGCAAAACCGGUUCAAAGUGAGAAACAACCGGAAUCCACAGUUAAUGCAAGUGAAAAAGCAAAGGUAAUUCCACCACCCUUUCCUACACGUUUUCAAAUGUCUAGCAAGGCUAAAGAAGAAAGGGAAAUUUUAGAGACUUUUAGGAAARUUGAGGUGAAUAUCCCUCUUUUAGAUGCAAUCAAGCAAGUYCCUCGUUACGCCAAGUUUUUAAAAGAAUUGUGUACCAAUAAAAGAAAACUUCAGGGUAAUGAGACAGUUAGUAUGAGCGAGAGUGUCUUAGCUGUGUUUCAAAAGAAACUGCCCCCAAAGUGCAAAGAUCCUGGUGUGUUCACCAUUCCUUGCAAAUUGGGGAACGUUAUGAUCAAUAGGGCUAUGCUUGAUUUGGUUGCAUCUAUCAAUAUGAUGCCAUACUUUGUCUUUAAGACUUUAAAU
Cynara cardunculus var. scolymus (artichoke) is the source of this 1608-nucleotide messenger RNA. RefSeq lists its product as uncharacterized. Lineage: Eukaryota; Viridiplantae; Streptophyta; Magnoliopsida; Asterales; Asteraceae. The annotation marks the transcript as partial. The transcript has 2 exons. The record is from RefSeq and is a predicted model, not a curated record.